Messenger RNA from Paralichthys olivaceus (Japanese flounder), 3985 nucleotides. RefSeq names its product regulator of calcineurin 3 (gene rcan3). NCBI's taxonomy places the organism in Eukaryota, Metazoa, Chordata, Actinopteri, Pleuronectiformes, Paralichthyidae. Gene Ontology annotation, molecular function: nucleic acid binding; calcium-dependent protein serine/threonine phosphatase regulator activity. Gene Ontology annotation, cellular component: nucleus; cytoplasm. Gene Ontology annotation, biological process: calcium-mediated signaling. The record is from RefSeq and is a predicted model, not a curated record.
CUGCUGCUGCUGCCACCAAGCUUGGAGCAGCAGCAGCAUCCUCCCUCCUGCUGCAGCCUGAUUGGUUGGUGACGUUCUCCGGCGGCUCGUCAUUGGUCGCACCUGCUGGAGUAGGCUGCCUCAUCAUCAUCAUCAUCAUCAUCAGGAUAACAGACACACACAAAAACGCAUCACAGCAGCCCCAUCACAACUCAUCCAACAAGUCCCCUGCAGGACAUCCUGGUUUCCAUCCUCCUGCAAUGGGCUGCUCGUGCUGCGUUCACUGACACAAGUGAGUUCCCGUCUCUGUGAUCCCUGCCUCCCGGUCUAUUGAAAAGGCUUCGACAUGCUGCGAGAGAGCUCGAAGGCGUGGAGCAACGGCUCCGAGGCCUACAGCAGCGACCCAGAGGAAGAUGAGGAGGAGGAGGAGGAGGAGGGUAUGGUGUUCGGGGAGAACGAUCAGAACGGCAUGGUGGAGGAGCUGAUGGAUCUGAGCGACCUGCCCACAGCGCUCUUUGCAUGCAGUGUCCAUGAAAGUGUGUUCGAGGAGGAUGUGCACAGGGAGAGGUUUGAGGCGUUGUUUAGGAUCUACGACGAACAGACAACCUUCCAGAUGUUCAAAAGCUUCCGGAGAGUCCGGAUCAACUUCGGCACCCCAGAGGCCGCUGCCCGCGCUCGCAUUGAGCUGCACGAAUCAGAGUUCAACGGCAAGAAGCUGAAACUCUACUUUGCCCAAGUCCAGAAUGGCGAUGAGGACAUUGACAAGUCGUACCUGGCCCCUCCCCAGCCUGUCAAACAGUUUCUGAUCUCACCGCCUGCCUCGCCACCCGUGGGCUGGAGUCAGAGCGAGGACGCGACACCCGUCAUCAACUACGACCUGCUGUGUGCAGUAGCCAAGCUUGGACCUGGUGAGAAGUAUGAGCUCCACGCGGGGACAGAGUCCACCCCCAGCGUGGUCGUCCACGUUUGCGAGAGCGAGACGGAGGAGGACGAGGCGGCGCGGCCAAAGCAGCAGAUCGUCCAGACCAGACGUCCCGACGAGCCCCCCAAAGUCUUCAACUAGAGAGGCCUCCCUGACCGCCCCUUGAAACCCGCGACACACCUGCCCUCUCUCUCUUGUCUCUGCACUCACGGAGAGCGUCGAUGCCCCUCAUUUCAGUUCAACUACAAGCAAAAACAAAACCAACAAACAUUGCUCAACAACGGUGUUUGUGGGGAGCGUGGCGAUGGAAUGAGGCGGCCUGAAGGGGAUGGAUGAGAAUCACACACACACUCAUCACAUUCUGCGGACAGCGUGGGGGGUGGCGGGCACGCUUGCCUCCACCCCACCAACCCUCCUCGUCUUCAACAAGAGGGGUCGAAAUACCUGUCCCACUGUAGGCACCUGUCACUUAUCACACACACUCAGCUCUCAUUGAUAGUCCUGCUCAGCAGCUUGCUGGUUAGUUAGCUUGCAAGCUGUACCUCUCCCUUAGUUUUUGUUUUUAAAAUAAAUUGUGUUUUAUAUAUAUAUAUAUAUCUGUGUGUUUAAUAUAUAUAUAAAAUGCAUACACGUGUUUCUGUUAUUUUUCUUUUUCAUCCAUUUUCACAUCUGGUUUGUCUCUUCAGCUUACAUCAAGAUUGAGUGUGUGAUGUUCCCACUCGUCUGCAUGUAUAUACUAUAUUAGAAAAAAAUACUUACAGAAACACAAGUACUACAAGAUAUAUCGAGAAAAAGGAACCUAUUUAACAUCACACAGCACGAAGCGCCAUAUGUGACUAACAAAGUUGUGGUGGUUGUUUGACUUUUUUCUUUUGUCGCUCGUUUUCGCUUUUUGUCUUUUUUUUAAUUUGGAGAGGUGUUGUUUUUUGCUAAACUACUAGAUGUGUAUUCUUACUAUGUAUUUUAUACCCCAACACUUUUUGCAUGCUUAGUUAUUUCCGUAGAUGAGGAGCUGAGGUGUUUUUUAUUUUAAUUGUUGUUUGUGAUGACAGGGAAAUAAAUGGUGUGACGCUUCUGACGCAAGUGCAUAUCCCCACGCAGAGUUUAAAAGUGACGUCUUUGGGGGAAAAAGCUUAAUGGUUUUUUUUGUAUGAUUGACGGUUCAGUCUUUGGCUUGAAGGCAAAUUUGCAUUUGUCGCUUUUUGGGGAUUUGAUGGAUCAGAGACAGUUAAUCCCCCCCCCUCAUUUCCUUCAAGGGUUUUAGGGAGGUUGUUUUAUUUUUCUCUCUGAUUCCGUUUGUAUUUCAUAUCUUUAAUGUUUUGGUUAUGUCGUUUGAUCAAACCCACUUUCUAUGUGUCAGGUUUUUCAUCUAAAACCUACUGCUUCUUUUGCACUGAGUAUCUCUUGAUAUCUCCAAGCAAUUGCAGGGCUGUCAAGCGUCUACUGCUGCGCGCCUGAUUACUACUGCGCUGCUUUUCUCUGUAAAUAGCUGGGUGUAGUGUAGAUUUGUGGAAAUAGUCCUUUUAGAUUUUGUAGUUUACCUGGAAGCAUUUUGCUGAGAAAAGGGAAUAUUAGGGUAGCCUCAUGAGAUAUCAACCAAAGCAUCUGCUCACCUCACAUAGUGAUGUAUAUUUGUUAAUCUGAGAGAAAUCAUAUUUUCCCAACACAACUGCAAUUACUUUAUUGCAUCUUUAUUUUAUACCGAAAAAUCAUUUUUUUUCCACUUUUUAUGUUGUUUGGGGCAAACUCGAACUAGUUCUCCUCAAAAACCAUUACUUUCUUACUUCUUUUUCUUCUUUAUUGUGCAAUUCUCCCGACAGUCCUUUAUCAGAUUAGCGUGCUUAACUACUCAUUUAAUGAAAUCGUUCUGUGCUUUAGAAGCAACAGGAACAAAUGUUUCUAACAGGGAUUUUUGGGUGUCAGCAGUGAGUCUAAACCUUGUUUGUCAUGACGCAACAUGAAAUCUAACUUCUUUGCUGUUUUAUUUUGCAAAAGUCCAUCUGCAUGUGAGCACUUUAUUGUCAGUGUUUUGUUUCCUUGACAUAAAUUGUCUUUCUUGAGACAAAGUAGGAAGCACAUUGAAUUUCUUCUGUUUCUUUCGUGUUUUUUCUUUUUAUCUCAAGCUGAACACCUGGUUAGCCUUUUCACCAGCAUAUUGCAGUGAGUGAAAACACUUCCUUUUUGCUAGCGUGAACCUUGGAGAAUUUCAGGCCUUUUUGGAUAUAUAUAUGAAAGUGUGCUACUGGAAAACGUGCAGAGACGCAGCACAGUAGGAGGUUGAAAAUGAGGCAGGAUGACACUGCAGAACAAAAUCAAUGUCUUUGUUUUUGUGUUUGUCCGCAAGAAAACAUAAUCUUAUCUUCUGAGAGAGUUAAACAGUUGUUUGAAAUUCAUCGUGUUGGCAGAGUGCAGUUUUAUUGGCACUACAGUAAAGCUGUCGUGGUUAUUGAAGCAGACGGCAGAUUGGUGGAGCUGCUGAGGUGGAUUAUGAUAAAGUGGAAGCAGUGGAACACUUGUGGAGGUUUUUUUACUCUGGUCAUGGUGUUUGAAACUGGGUGCAUUUUGGUCACAGAUGAAAUGAAAAUGUAUAUUUAUGUACAUAUGCCAAGUUUUUUUUUGUUGCUGAGGCCAGUCCCAGUGUGCAGUUUGUUACGGCUUCUCUUUGCAAUGUUGUAACGGGAAAAAAAUAUUACAAAUAAGUGUAACAGUAAGUCCUGCUCGAUCAAAACCAACUGUCAUUGUGUUGUGUUCAACAGUUCGACAUGGACUCUGUUUAAAGGUUUCUGUUACUUUUGGGGAACGUCUACUAAAAAGGUCAAUAAUACACUUUGUCACUGUUGUACUGUUUCUGUUGAAAUAUGAAUAUUGUAUCUUGUAUUGUAGGAUUCCAGAAAACAAAGUAGCAAAACAAGCAAUAAUUUACAGUUCUAUAAUACCGGUAUCUGUAUUUUCAUGGUCUGUACUUACUUCUCAGAGAUGGUCUCUGUCUCUUACAGUAUCUGCUUCUAUUUGUGUAGUAUAAUAGUCCUUUGUUUCACAUACAAUAUACAUAAAGACUUAUUCUUAAAAGCCAUGUUUUGUGUU